Messenger RNA from Darwinula stevensoni, 662 nucleotides. The record is from the annotation of a GenBank genome assembly. Lineage: Eukaryota; Metazoa; Arthropoda; Ostracoda; Podocopida; Darwinulidae.
CUUGUGUGCUGAUCUUAGUUUAGGUGCAUAAUUCAUCCAGUGAUAAUGCUGGAAUCACUGUAUCGCCUCCCUUUCUCCGUCUUGAAAGUGCCUAACUUGAAGUUGAAAAGACCUCUAUGGGUAAAGGCACCCAGUGCAAUGACAGUUUUUGCCUUGGUACUUCUGGCAUACUUCCUUGUUACAGCAGGUGUCAUAUAUGAUGUCAUUGUGGAACCACCCAGCAUUGGAUCAAUCACAGAUGAAUUUGGUCACUCCAAACCAGUGGCUUUCAUGCCAUACAGAAUAAAUGGACAAUACAUCAUGGAGGGGCUGGCAUCCAGUUUCAUGUUCACCUUGGGAGGACUGGGCUUCAUCAUCCUUGACAAGACCCAUGCCCCUUCUACACCUAAGCUCAACCGCAUUCUUCUUGUCUUUCUUGGCUUUUUCCUGGUGCUUGUGUCCUUCAUUGCCUGCUGGGUUUUCUUGCGGAUAAAAAUGCCGGGAUAUUUGACAUAUUAUUGAAGACAUUUCAAACAGAGCACAGCUGAGGAUCAUGGAAUGAUGACCCUAUAAAUAUGAUGCACAGCUUGUGAAAGAAUUUUCUUGAUUCUUUGGAGUGAUGAAUAUUUAAUAUCAAUGAGAAUCCAAUCUCCAUGGCAUUGUUUUAUUUUGUCUGUAGUUGA